Molecule: messenger RNA, 2064 nt
Organism: Chelmon rostratus (copperband butterflyfish)
Lineage: Eukaryota; Metazoa; Chordata; Actinopteri; Chaetodontiformes; Chaetodontidae
Product: small conductance calcium-activated potassium channel protein 1-like
Exons: 9
Coding region: 1-2064 (687 amino acids)
Biological process (GO): potassium ion transmembrane transport
Cellular component (GO): neuronal cell body; plasma membrane; neuron projection
Molecular function (GO): calmodulin binding; small conductance calcium-activated potassium channel activity
Source: RefSeq, a predicted model, not a curated record
AUGGAGCACUCCCCGUCUAUGAACUUGAACUCUGUGAUGGAUGGAGACGAGGUGGAGGACCAGCGCCCCCUCCUCCCACCGAGGACGGCCCCUCCGCCUCAGGUCUGCUCUCCACAUUGUGGGAUACACCAAAACAUCCAAACACCAGCAGAUCCACCCGUGUGGCUGGACAGGACCCAGGCCAUGGCCACCACACCUUUAUACAACGGCCACCUUUAUGUCACACCUUCACCUCGCUCCAACAGGAGGGGAGACAAAGGCAAAGAGAAGAAAUGUGAUAAAAGGUCAGGGGGGAGUAGACAGAAUCAAGCACACAAGGAGCAUAAUCGCCAGUGCAAAGCCAGAAAUGCAGGAGUUCACAGACAGGAGAAAGUCACCUCUUUCACUGACGUCCCCGCAUCUCCAUGUGGGUCACCCUUUAAAGGCCCCUGCAGGUCACACUUAGACAUCAAGGAUGUGGAGGGCAGAGGGCGCCGCAAGUCAGGCAACGUUUCUUUAGAGAUGCAUGACCGCCAGAGUCUCCCGGAGAUCAUCAUCACCAGCAAAGAUGACGACCUCCAGCCACGCAAUGAGAUGUCCCAGUAUUGCCAGGACAUGUCUGAGGGCAAAGGCCUGCUGCCAGGAGCCGAACAUCCUGGUUUGAGCCCCAGUCCCAAUCCCCAGCCCAGCCCAAAAAACAAGGUAGACGCCAAGGAUGACACGUACUGGAAGACCCACAACAUCGGCUGGAGGCUGGUGCACAGAAGGGCUCUGUUUCUGAGGAGGCAGCGGCUGAACGACUGCGCACUGGCGGUGGGGAUAUUCGGGGUGGUGAUGAUGGUGAUGGAGACAGAGCUCUCCUGGAGCGUCUACAGUAAGAGCUCCAUCUACUCCCUCACACUCAAGUCCAUCAUCAGCUUGUCAACGAUCAUCCUUCUCGGCCUCAUCAUAGCGUACCACUGCUGUGAGGUGCAGCUCUACGUUCACGACAUUGGCGCAGAGGAUUGGCGGAUUGCCAUGACAACCGACCGUGUGGCUCUGGUGGCCCUGGAGCUGGCAGCGGUGGCCAUUCACCCCUACCCGGUGGGUCUGCUGGCGUACUUCGAGCAGACCUUCCUGCACACCACGGCUCGCCUGUCGCUGUCAGAGACGGAGUUGGAGAUCGUCCUGGCUCUGCCCAUGUUCCUUAGGCUCUACCUGCUGGGCCGGGCCAUGAUGCUGCACAGCCGCCUCUUCACUGACACCGCCUCACGCAGCAUCGGAGCGCUCAACAAGAUACACUUCAACACCCGGUUUGUUGGGAAAACACUAAUGACCACCUACCCAGGGACUGUGCUGAUGAUCUUCAGCGUCUCUCUGUGGAUUGUGGCAGCGUGGGGCUUACAUGUUUGCGAGAGACACCACAACUACAGGGACCUGAGCAGCAACUACAUGGAGGCCCUGUGGAUGGUCUCUGUCACCUUCUUGUCCAUCGGUUACGGAGACGUGGUCCCUCACACUUACUGUGGUCGUAGCAUCUGCCUCCUCACUGGGAUAAUGGGGGCAGGCUGCACGGUCCUGGUGGUGGCGGUGGUCGCCAGGAAGCUGGAGUUGACCAGAGCAGAGAAACAUGUUCACAACUUCAUGAUGGACUCCCACAUCACCAAGAGGAUAAAAAUUGCCGCAGCAAAUGUGCUGAGAGAGACUUGGCUUAUCUACAAACACACUAAGCUGUCAAGAGAAAGAGACCACACCAGAGUCCGCAUGCACCAGCGGAAGCUUCUUCUGGCCAUCCACCAGCUGCGGCGAGUGAAGAUGGAGAAGAGGAUCCUUGCAGACCAAGGGAACACACUUGUGGACCUCUGCAAGGUGAGAGAGAUGCAGAACCUGAUGUAUGAUGUGCUAUCGGAGGUGCAGGGCUGCAGGGGGGAGCUGGACACACACAUCCACAGCCUUGAGAAGCAUGUGGAGGAGCUGAGGGAGGGCUUCCGGAGCCUGAUGCCGCUCCUGUCCAGCACCUUGUCCACGCAGAACUCCUCCAUCCGCCACCUGCUCAGGGAGAGGGAGGUGAAGACGGAGAGUACCAGUGCAAGUGUAGAUAGGUAG